AUGUCUUUCCCCUUAAUUAAAAUAACCUUAGAAUUUCUCACGGCUUCUUUAAAUACACAUUUCUCACCAUUGUUUUCUCUUCCCCUUUGUUUGGAGAAUUUUUCUGUGAUGCUGAAUGCAGGUCUCGAAUUGGCGCGGCCGGACUGCUCCGCAACCGAGCUCUCGCAGUGGGUCGAGCUCGUGACGAAGCAGCUUGUCAAAGACUCACCCGAAGCUGAAAUCGAGUUGUCGUUCGAUCACGAGGCUCUCGAUGAAUUCAGGCCGAGAAAGAUCGCGAGGAAGAGCCCCGGCGUCUGCGACGAGCCAGUCGAAGCGGGGCUCGACCUGCUGACGAUUCUCCUGGAAUGCGCCGUCGCGAUAUCGGUCGACAACCUCGGCGAAGCCUACCGAAUGCUGCUUGAGCUGACCCAGAUGGCCUCCCCUUACGGCGCAUCGUGCGCAGAGCGCGUUGUGGCGUACUUUGCCAGGGCAAUGUCGAGCCGAGUGAUCAAUUCCUGGCUCGGCGCCUGCUCGCCUCUGAUCGACGUCAAGGCCGCCCACGGCGCGUUCCACGUGUACAACAACGUCACCCCGUUUGUCAAGUUCGCGCACUUCACGUCGAACCAGGCGAUCCUCGAAGCCGUGCAUACCCAGAACACGGUCCACAUCGUCGACCUCGACAUAAUGCAGGGCCUCCAGUGGCCGGCGCUGUUCCACAUUCUGGCGACCAGAGCCGCCGGCCCUCCCCGGAUCCGCCUGACGGGAAUCGGGACGUCGCCGGAGCUCCUGUCAGAAACCGGCAAGAACCUGUCGGGCUUCGCCCGUCGCCUCGGGAUGCACCUGGAGUUCCACGCGAUCAAUGGGAAGUUCAGCGACGUCCCCGAUGUCUCCGCGCUCCAAAUCCGGCAGGGCGAGGCCGUCGCCGUCCACUGGCUGCAGCACUCGCUGUACGAUGCAACGGGACCCGACUGGAAAACGAUGCGGCUCCUCCGACGGCUGCGGCCGCGGGUGAUGACGUUAGUCGAGCCGGAGAUCGGCCACGGCGGGUCGUUCCUCGACAGGUUCGUCAGCUCCCUCCACUACUACUCAACGGUGUUCGACUCUCUUGGCGCCGUCCUGCCGCCGGACGACUCGGGGCGGCACCAGGUGGAGCACGGCCUGCUCCACCGGGAGAUCAACAAUGUGCUGGCGGUCGGGGGCCCGGCCCGGAGCGGGGAGGAGAGGUUCCGGCAUUGGAGGAGCGAGCUGUUGAGGAAUGGGUUUGCGCAGGUCGCGAUGAGCCGGAACUCGACGGCGCAGGCGCAGCUGAUUCUGAAUAUGUUCCCGUUGGGCAACGGGUACACGCUCGGGCAGGGCGACGGGACUCUCCGGCUCGGCUGGAAGGGCACCGGCUUGUACACGGCGUCGGCCUGGACGGCGCCGGAGCCAGCGCCGGCGACGGUGCUUGACCUCAACCCGCUGAUCGGAUAAAUACGUAUAGAUAAUACGUACAUACAUUGAUAUAUAUAUAUAUAUGUGUGUGUGUGUAUGUUGUUGCUGUCGUAAUGAAAAUCUUGGCUUUUAAGGUA
Andrographis paniculata is the source of this 1547-nucleotide messenger RNA. Its product is annotated as protein SCARECROW-like. Gene Ontology annotation, cellular component: nucleus. NCBI's taxonomy places the organism in Eukaryota, Viridiplantae, Streptophyta, Magnoliopsida, Lamiales, Acanthaceae. Gene Ontology annotation, biological process: regulation of DNA-templated transcription. The record is from RefSeq and is a predicted model, not a curated record. Gene Ontology annotation, molecular function: DNA-binding transcription factor activity; sequence-specific DNA binding. The transcript has a single exon. The coding region runs from base 1 to 1449 and encodes 482 amino acids.